Molecule: messenger RNA, 672 nt
Organism: Papaver somniferum (opium poppy)
Lineage: Eukaryota; Viridiplantae; Streptophyta; Magnoliopsida; Ranunculales; Papaveraceae
Product: AP2-like ethylene-responsive transcription factor AIL1
Exons: 6
Coding region: 1-672 (223 amino acids)
Biological process (GO): regulation of DNA-templated transcription
Molecular function (GO): DNA binding; DNA-binding transcription factor activity
Source: RefSeq, a predicted model, not a curated record
AUGGAGUGGGGAGAUUCAAGAUAUGGAGGAAAGCUGCCAGAUCUGAAUGUAGAAUGGGCAGUAAAAGGAGGCGGCGGUGAUUGUGAUCUAAAAAGAAGUUUUGGAGGUUCAGAUGAUAGAAAACUUGAACUAUCACUUGACUCACCAGUUUAUCUUGGUGAAUAUGAUGAGGAAGAUAAAGCAGCCAAGGCUUAUGAUUUAGCUGCAUUGAAGUAUUAUGGUCCUACAACUCCAACAAAUUUCCCGUUAUCCAUUUAUGAGAAAGAACUCAAUGAAAAGAAGAACAUGAAGAAGGAAGAAUAUAUAGCCACCAUAAAAAGACAAAGUGGUGGCUUUUCAAAGGGUGCAUCAAUAUAUAGAGGAGUGAGAAGGUCUGGUGAAAGAUGGCAAGCUCGAAUUAGAGUCCCAAACAAGUAUAUGAGUCUUGGAACUUUCGGUACACAAGAGGAAGCAGCCAAGGCAUAUGACAUUGCAGCAUUAAAAUACAGAGGUGCAAGUGCAGUUACUAAUUUCCCUAUUAGUAACUAUAAUGUUGAACAUAUAUGUUCAAGUUCGAUGUUAACCGGCGAUGAUGUUGCAAAACGUCCAUCGCCUCAGAACUCUUCGUCGUAUGUUGCUGCCAUCGAAAAUGAGUUAGUCAGUUGUGGUACCAAAUUGGCUUUAAGCCUUUAA